CCACCCGCAGGCUAGAAAUACGCCCAAAAGUAACAUUUAAGCUGUUUCGGUCCCGUAGAACUUUUCUGGAAGACGAAUGAUUUUCUUUGAGUUCUAAGGAUUUGCAGGUAAACAAUAGUUUGGUGUCGAAGAUGAGGCCUUUAUUCGUGGGGAAUAUCGAGUAUGAUAUACGUCAACCAGAACUGGAGCGAUUGUUCUCCAAGUAUGGAAGGAUCGAGCGUCUUGACAUGAAAUCUGGAACAUCUCCUAAGGAAUAAGAGCUUGUAUCAUGGCUCAACACUUGCAAAAACUUCUAUUGCAAGGCAACCUAUCUGUCUUCCUGUACUCCUCAAUGAUGGAAUCAUUCUGCAUUUCUUAGAUCAAUCUUCUGUCAUUCACUUCAUUGCCCAUGUAGCCAUUUUCGAAGAAUGGCUGUGGUGGGAUCUAUCUGUUCUUCAUGCCAUGCCUACCACUAUUAAUAAGCGGAUCAAUGAAUUCUAUCAUGCCUUGCCUCCAAAUUCUGAAUCAUGCUGUGAAAUUGGUGAAGCAUGCUUAGCAAUGACUACUCAGGCUUGACUUCUUGGAUUUAAACCUUUAAUAAGACUUCAUCAUCAUCAUGAUUUUAUUCAUGCAAGGCCUCUCUCUCUCCUUACUUUCAUCAGGCCUUCACAUACUUGCAGGCUUUGCGUUUGUCUACUUUGAGGAUGAGCGUGAUGCAGCUGAUGCCAUCCGUUGUCUUGAUAACAUGCCAUUUGGGUAUGACAAGCGCCGGUUAUCAGUAGAAUGGGCAAAGGGUGACCGUGUUCAACCUCGUGAUGAUUCCAAGGUUUCAGCAAACCAAAGACCAACAAGAUCUUUGUUUGUCAUUAAUUUUGACCCUAUUCGCACUAGGGUGCGUGACAUAGAGAGGCAUUUUGAACCGUAUGGAAAGAUCCUUAAUGUUCGAAUACGCCGAAAUUUUGCGUUUGUGCAAUUUGAAAAUCUGGAAGAUGCCUCAAAAGCCUUGGAGUGUACACACAUGAGUGAGAUCCUCGACAGAGUUGUUUCUGUAGAGUAUGCUUUGAGGGAUGAUGGUGAGAGGGGUGACAGGUAUGAUAGCCCUAGAAGAGACUAUAUCAGGCAUGGUGAUAGUCCUUACCGAAGGUCACCAAGCCCAAUGUAUCGCAGGGGUCGACCUAGUCCUGAUUAUGGUCGCCCUGGUAUCCCCGCAUAUGACAAAUACAAUGGUUCAUCUUAUGAUCGGUACAGGAGUCCCGAGUAUGGAAGUUACCGCAGGUUUCCUGUUCGGAGGUAAGAACUUGAAGCAAGUACUUUAUCAGAUGAAGAUCACUACUCCUUUCUGGUAUCGUAAUAUAAAUAGAUGCUGUAUGAUUGCAAUGGAUUGUUUCUUAAACUUUAGAGAGUUAGGCAGUUCAAUUUGGGUGUUGAGAAACAUUUUCAUGGUGGAAUCCUUGCCUCUGCUUUUUUUUUUUUUUUAUAGCAGUUUGCACGUAUUCCUGACUGAAUGAAAAGAAACACAUGUAAGAACGUACUUUUUAGCUUAUGACAUUCAGCACAAAUUGGACGAUA
Solanum lycopersicum (tomato) is the source of this 1548-nucleotide messenger RNA. RefSeq names its product serine/arginine-rich splicing factor RS31. Gene Ontology annotation, biological process: mRNA splicing, via spliceosome. The record is from RefSeq and is a predicted model, not a curated record. Gene Ontology annotation, molecular function: RNA binding. Lineage: Eukaryota; Viridiplantae; Streptophyta; Magnoliopsida; Solanales; Solanaceae. Gene Ontology annotation, cellular component: nuclear speck.